GUUUCCGCGUCUACCUCAACGACGUGCUCGCCCACCCAUACCCCCAAUAAACGAAGAUGCACGCGCCCCGAAGACUCUUCAGAUGCAAACAAAGAAAAUAUACCCCCCCUUCUUCAAGACGCUACCCCUACAGCUACGGAGAGUCGACCGAUCCGUGGGAUUCGACGCAGCGCAACGAGCACAUCCGUCGCCACCACUGCUCGUCGACAACUUGCACGUGCGGAGUCCACACCCGUCAUCGAACUUGGCAAUCUCCAGCUGGCUACGCCGCCAGUGACGCCAUCAAAAACCAACUUGAGUAAAACAACACCCUAUGCUGAAGCCCGUGCUUUGCUCCGAACAUCCUCGUCCGCAUCUUCGGCUGGAACCUUGACAGGCCGAGACGCUGAACGGACCAUCAUAACCGGCUUUUUGACCGGUAACGAAGAUACCUGUCUAUAUAUCUCUGGAACUCCUGGUACUGGUAAAACAGCACUCGUCAAUGACAUUUUGAAGGAGAAGGAUGACCUCAUCAGGCAAUACGUCAACUGCACCGGGAUGAAGGCAGAACAAAUCAAAGAAUUAACGCGUCAAACGCGUGACGACAGAGCUGAGGAGGGAAAAACAAUAAUCAUGAUCCUUGAUGAGUUGGAAGAGCUCAAGGGUGACUCGCUCGCUGGCCUCCUCUCUAUUGCUACCGAUCAAUUCCGAAUCAUUGGGAUCUCUAAUACACAUACCCUCACCACCAAGCCUACCGCCUCUACCAUCACCCUCCAUUUCAAACCGUAUACUUCCCAAGAAAUGACCGACAUUAUUUCCAAGAGGCUAGAAGCU
This is a messenger RNA of Acaulospora colombiana, 813 nucleotides long. The record is from the annotation of a GenBank genome assembly. NCBI's taxonomy places the organism in Eukaryota, Fungi, Glomeromycota, Glomeromycetes, Diversisporales, Acaulosporaceae.